Malania oleifera is the source of this 1448-nucleotide messenger RNA. RefSeq lists its product as uncharacterized. The coding region runs from base 269 to 1213 and encodes 314 amino acids. The transcript has 2 exons. Lineage: Eukaryota; Viridiplantae; Streptophyta; Magnoliopsida; Santalales; Ximeniaceae. The record is from RefSeq and is a predicted model, not a curated record.
AGAGAGUGCAGAAGCAUCCUCUCUUUUUUGGAUCUCUCAACACAUUAUAUUAAUACAUUUUUUAUUUAUAAUAAAAUAUUAUUGAUAAUAAUAAAAAGAAGAAACCCCUUUCCUCUCUUCAUCCUCUAUUCUUUCAAUUUGUUAUUAAUUCAUGUUUAAGUUUCUUGGAUCAUAGGCAUUUUCCCUUGAAAAUUUUCUUAAGUGGGUCAUAGGCAUUUUCCCUUGAAAAUUUUCUUUUUCUCUUUCUCUCUUGAAUUCUCCCAGCAGUAUGAGCAAGGUACGUGCCAAUUCAUCUCCUGAUUUACUCCCUCCAGCAGCAAAGGAUCGGCCAGAUGAUUCCAGUUUAGAAGGUAUUGCUGCAAACGUUAAAUUACUAUUAAAGUUGAUCCAAGAUCACAAUGAGGCCUGCAAUAAAGAUAUUGAUGACAGAAAAGUGCAAAGAGCGGCAGGAAUGAUGACCAUUCUUGACGAUGUUAAGACCAGGAUACAAAAAUCUCUCUCUAGUGGCAAGAAAAGGGAAGCUGAGCUAAGGCGUUGCAACACCGAUCUUAGGCCUCGUGAUGUUCCGAGGGACAAAAAGUCUGCAGAAACAGUAACUGAUGAGAAACAAAAGCUAAGGAAAGAGCUGAAUGCAAGCUUGGCAGCACGAAAGAGCCUCGAAAUAAUGUGUUCAAGCUUGGGGAAGGAGAAGGAGAUUAUGGCAACAGAGCUUGCCAAAAAGGUCCACGAAUUGAAUGAAAUGGAGGAACUCAUCAGUGACAUCAAAGCCCAAAAUGAGACAUUGUUGGCAAAAGUAAAAGCUUGUGCUGCAGAGCACAGAGAUAGGAAAAACAUGGGAGGGGAGACACAAGGGAAUGCAGCCCUGCAAGAGCGAAACAAAGCGCUUUCGGAGCAACUCCUUAAGUCGCUCGACGGGUAUCGAUCCUUAAAGAGGAAGUUCAAAGAGGCACAAGAGGAAAAUGCGGGAAUUCGAGCAGAAGUGGAGGAAAUGGGGGUGGAUGUGGCGGCUGGUCUUGACCAAAUCCACAGCUUCCACCAUCGAAUUACCGCAGGGAAUAAAAGGGCAUUGGAUAUUGAGGAGGAGAUUUCGGCUUUGGAGCAUAUGUUCGAGGGUUUCAACAGGAAGAUUUCAAAGCACGGGCAGAAGAAAAGUGAAUGUGUUAAACCAAAGGCUGAGAUCAGUACCAGUAAGCCUAGUUCUGUUCUUGCAUGAAAAGAAAAGGCGACUGCAAAUCAGAUGUAGAUGGUCUGGCUUUGACCAAUUUUAUGAAGGUAAAAAAAAAAUUAUUAUAGUUGGGAAUUAUAAAUAAAGGAAAAACAGUUGUAAAAGUAGAAGUGAUUAGUGAUGUUGCACGUUUGUUGUCCAUGUGCAACUUGCUAGUGCAGCUUUUUCUAGUCUAAAUUUACAUAUAUAUAUAUAUAUAUAUAUAUUUGCAAAAUUCCAUCAA